Molecule: messenger RNA, 941 nt
Organism: Dipodomys ordii (Ord's kangaroo rat)
Lineage: Eukaryota; Metazoa; Chordata; Mammalia; Rodentia; Heteromyidae
Gene: Pclaf
Product: KIAA0101 ortholog
Exons: 4
Coding region: 68-403 (111 amino acids)
Biological process (GO): translesion synthesis; regulation of cell cycle
Cellular component (GO): nucleus
Molecular function (GO): chromatin binding
Source: RefSeq, a predicted model, not a curated record
GUCACUUUCGGAUCCGUGGCCACUGAAUCACCGUCCACUAGCCCUUUCUCUUGUCUCCUGUUAGAACAUGGUGCGGACUAAAGCAGACAGUGUCCCAAACACCUAUAGAAAAGUGGUGGCUUCCCGCGCUCCCAGGAAGGUGCUUGGUUCCUCCACCUCUGCCAUCAACUCUCCAUCUCCUUCAUCCAGGAAAGCUGAAAACAAGUAUGCAGGAGGGAAUCCAGUUUGUGUACGCCCAAUUCCCAAGUGGCAAAAAGGAAUUGGAGAAUUCUUCAGUAUGUCUCCUAAAGGUUCAGAAAAAGAAAAUCAGUUUCUUGAAGAGGCAGGACCGAGUGGCUUAGGAAAAGCAAAGAAAAAAACAUGUCCUUUGCAACCUGAUCACUCAGAUGAUGAAAAAGAAUAGAACUUUAUUAUUCAUCUUUGAAUAAUGUCUUGUGUUUACUCUGGUAUCCUAGAAGUGUAUGAAGAUGUUUGUCCAACUGGCUUUGUUAAAUAGGCAUUUAAUUUAGAAAAUGAGGCAAAGACUUAAUUGUUAAAAAGUAAUUGUGAAUUGAAGAAUUUGUAAAAUUAUAGCUACUUGUUUAGCUCAUUAUUCAAGUUAAUGCAAUAUGUUGUUUCUUUGAUCUAGUAUUAAGCUUCUGUUCUCAUAAAAAAUCAGAUUUCAUCAUCUAAUUACUAAUCUGCUACUUUGAGGUUUGUUUAGAUUUGUACUGAUGCCAUUUUUAUGAACAUUUGAUUAUUGGAAUGGGGCCAUAUUUCUAUUCCUUUUGUUUGCUUUAAGAGAAAACACAGACUUUUGCACAUCAAAGAAUUCAGUGUAACUUAAAUUUAAAUAACAUCUAUCAUUUUUCGGAAAGGGAGGCCAAAGGCAUAAUGUUGAAAAAAAUGAUGGGUAUCUUUUUAAAAAUUGUUCAAGACAGGUCUGGGAAGGUGGCUCAGUG